Drosophila nasuta is the source of this 2015-nucleotide messenger RNA. It is a transcript of the gene Rab6, whose product is annotated as RAS oncogene family member Rab6. The record is from RefSeq and is a predicted model, not a curated record. Bases 379 to 1005 code for a protein of 208 amino acids. Gene Ontology annotation, molecular function: GTP binding; GTPase activity. The transcript has a single exon. NCBI's taxonomy places the organism in Eukaryota, Metazoa, Arthropoda, Insecta, Diptera, Drosophilidae.
ACUUAUAGUCAACCAUACAACUGACUCAGAAUCGACUUGGUGGCUGACUUUUUUUCCACAAGAAAUUUUGUGUAAAUUUACGAUUGGAAAUCGCCCAAAUCGCUUUGCAAAUAAAACCUCACUGUGCAGUUCAGUGUGCGCGUGUGAAUACAACAUAUUGCAAUAACUAUUAUAUAUAUUAAACGGAAAGUGCAACGUGUGCAAUUGGAAGCCGCAAAAACGUAUCACGCCCCAGUCCCGUAGGCACAACAAUAGGUGGAGAGAGUGCGCAAGCGAGAGUGAGCGAGAGAGGAGAGGAGGUCAGCAAACCCGCAAUUAAGAAAAAAAAAAGUCGACACGUAGAGACAACAGUCAAAAGAAACUUAAUAGUAAACAAUCAUGUCAUCCGGCGACUUUGGCAAUCCGCUGCGCAAAUUCAAAUUGGUGUUUCUCGGCGAGCAGAGCGUCGGCAAGACAUCGCUGAUUACACGCUUCAUGUACGACAGCUUCGACAACACCUAUCAGGCGACAAUUGGUAUUGAUUUUCUAUCCAAAACCAUGUACCUCGAGGAUCGCACAGUGCGUCUUCAACUCUGGGAUACGGCGGGUCAAGAACGUUUCCGUUCGCUGAUACCAUCGUACAUUCGCGACUCCACUGUGGCUGUGGUUGUGUACGAUAUAACGAACACAAACUCAUUCCAUCAGACAUCCAAGUGGAUCGAUGAUGUGCGCACCGAGCGUGGCAGUGAUGUCAUAAUCAUGCUGGUGGGCAAUAAGACGGAUCUCUCGGAUAAGAGACAAGUGUCCACCGAAGAGGGCGAACGCAAGGCGAAAGAGCUAAAUGUGAUGUUUAUCGAGACGAGCGCCAAGGCCGGCUACAAUGUGAAGCAGCUGUUCAGACGGGUCGCCGCGGCGUUGCCAGGCAUGGAUUCCACGGAGAAUAAACCUUCGGAGGAUAUGCAAGAGGUUGUGCUUAAGGAUUCGCCCAAUGAGACGAAGGAUCCCGAAGGAGGCUGCGCCUGCUAGAAUUGGGCAAACGACACCCUUUCCUCGCCUCCCCACAUCCUUCAACACAACCUCCGCUGCAACCUCGACGACGACUUCAACAACAACCUUCAGACAUUGACACACGCUGGCGACGAGUGUAAACCAGGUGUAUGUGGAACUUGCAAGCUAAAUACGAAAUAAAUACAAGACACAGGCACACACACAUACACACAACAAUUUUAUGUUUAAGUUUAUUUAUAUAUAUAAAAACAAAAACAAAAAAGUAUAAAACGAAAUGAUAGCAAAACAUAAAUAGACUAAACAACUAAUUUAACGCAAUCGGCUAAAAAUAUGUACGUUAAAUCAAGUAUGCGCCUAAUCCUAGAUCCUAAUCCUAAAUCCCAAGCUAAGUUUAGUUCACAUAGCUCUUAAACCUGGCAGCUUAACGUUUCGAUUAUUGUUCUCUUGAUGUAUGUCAAAUUUAAGAAAGUUAUGACUAAACAAGAAAUAAGAUAUCAUGGCACCCAAAUCUGGAGCGUGUGAGCUAAGCUUAAAACUUGAACUCUCUUACAAUUUGUACUUACGACAAAAAAACAAAAACAAAGCAAAAGAAAAACAUUUGAACACAUAACAACAGCAAGAACUAGAUGAACAUUCCAAAUGAUAAGCUGGUUGGCUUCUUCCAAAUGGAGAAGAGGUUAAAAAUAAAGAUACAGAUUCGAAAAUACAGAUACCACAGCACCAGCUUGUGUUCAAGCCCAGAGAGUCCUUACUCCCUCCAUCCCCAAUUAAACCUAUUAAAAUAGUAGAUCAGAUAGAUAAUUGUAUAAUUAUCAUCAACCACGUUAUCAAUUCAAGAAGCGAUUCUGCGAUUUCGUUUUUGCCCAUUUUUUGUGACUCGUAUUUAUUUUGAAGCCCCGUUUUGUUUGCGGCUUUUUUUUUAUUUUGUUUUUGAGUAUUCAGCAGUUGGUUGGCGCAGAACUUGGCAUCUUAUGAGUAAUAAAUAAAUAAAUAAAUAUUUAUAUAUAUAUCUAAAUAUAUAUAUAUAU